AUGAAAUCGCUAUUCCGCAGAGUCUUCGGCUUCACCCCCAGCACGCAACGUAACCGACAUGCAGAACGAUCUCGCGAGGAGCCUCCUGUGCGACCUCUACCUCACUCACGACCACGCCAGCUGAGCUCCUUGUCCCUCGCCAACCCUCAACUGCAAUCGCUCUUCAUCACUCGAAUCCCGCCGGAGCUGAGACUUCUCAUCUGGGAAGCCGUUCUCGCUACGUCCGGACUCAUACACCUCAAAGCAGCGAGAGGAACUCUCAAAUACUAUCCAUGCAAUGAUGAUGGCGACAAGCUCGGUUUCCGGCACAAGUGCUGGCUGAUAUAUACAGAAGCCAUCGACGUGCUAUACCAAACCAACACGUUUGACUUCAACCGACUCGAGGGCAUAAUGAGACUACCUCAAGUCCUAUUACCCGACCGACUACAACGCAUUCGCAGCGUCCAUCUCAGCACAGCCUUCCAGUUCCCACGCGUCUACGGCAUUCCACAAAGGCCACAAACGAGGCUCCCCGACAAUGUGUUAGAAUGGUCUGCCGCCGCUGAGAUCUUGGGUUCGCUGACUGCUUUGGACGAAUUGUGGAUUGAAAUUGCUUCUUGGCCGUACGGUGUGGGCCGUGUUGGACUUGAUGAGGCCUCGCUUUUGGCGAUGCUCUCAGCUUUGGCCGCUCUUCGUGUCCGGAGUUUCGAGGUCACGAUGACGGCGUUUGUCUCGGAACAUGUUCGCGAACAGUUGGGGCCACUGCCUUUUCGUCUGACGAAGCGUAAGAAGCCAGGCAUUGGAUUUUAUACAACGCCCGAUGACGACUGA
This is a messenger RNA of Zasmidium cellare ATCC 36951, 810 nucleotides long. RefSeq lists its product as uncharacterized. Lineage: Eukaryota; Fungi; Ascomycota; Dothideomycetes; Mycosphaerellales; Mycosphaerellaceae. The transcript is spliced from 3 exons. The record is from RefSeq and is a predicted model, not a curated record. Bases 1 to 810 code for a protein of 269 amino acids.